Messenger RNA from Papilio machaon (common yellow swallowtail), 1489 nucleotides. RefSeq names its product adenosine 3'-phospho 5'-phosphosulfate transporter 1 (gene sll). Gene Ontology annotation, molecular function: 3'-phosphoadenosine 5'-phosphosulfate transmembrane transporter activity. Gene Ontology annotation, cellular component: endoplasmic reticulum membrane; Golgi membrane. Gene Ontology annotation, biological process: transmembrane transport. The coding region runs from base 140 to 1489 and encodes 449 amino acids. Lineage: Eukaryota; Metazoa; Arthropoda; Insecta; Lepidoptera; Papilionidae. The record is from RefSeq and is a predicted model, not a curated record. The transcript has 8 exons.
UGGGGGAGGGAGCAACAUCGUUCGGAAUUCGUAGUGAAAUAUGCUUGUUUUUAAGCAAAUAAAAUAAAAUCCUAUCAAAAUUACAUAUCAGGCAGUAUUUAUUAGAUCUUUAUUUAUAGUUUAAAUUUAACUUUACAAAAUGCAGUCAAGACUAGUUAUUGGAUGCGUCCUGAUCUCAUGCCUGGUGUUGGCAUGGGUGUGCAGCGACCUCUAUCAGGAACUGCUGGAUAUCUACGAGCAUACCGAAGUGCUCAUUGACUCUGACUACUCCUGGUGUUUCCGGCUGUUGCUGAACCUGGUAGGCUACUCCACCAUCCUGGUACCCGGCUACAUCCUCUACAAGUACCUCCACAAAACACAGUAUUUUGACAAAAUAACGAAGCACACGUGGGUGUCGCGGCUGUUGCUGGCGUGCUUCGGGGAACCGGGGGAGCGGCUGCCGGAGGCGGCGAAGCCCCCGCGCGCCGAGGGCCGCGAGUGCCUCGAGCUCGUGUUCUGCUUCGGAGGGCUCAUGGCCGCCUACCUCGUGUGGGGCCUGCUGCAGGAAAAGAUCAUGACGCAGAACUACGUGAUGGCGGACGGCAGCCUGGUGCGGUUCGACGACUCGCAGCUGCUGGUGUUCGUGAACCGGCUGCUGGCGUUCGCGCUGGCGCUGGGCCGGCUGGCGUGGCGCGGCCGGCCGGUGCUCGUGGCGCCGCUCUACAAGUUCUGCUACUGCGCCCUCACCAACAUCAUCAGCGCCUGGUGCCAGUACGAGGCGCUCAAGUUCGUCAGUUUCCCCACGCAGGUGCUCUCCAAGUCCUGCAAGGUCAUCCCCGUCAUGUUGAUGGGCAAGCUCAUCUCCCGCAACAAGUACGAGCCCUACGAGUACCUCACCGCGCUGCUCAUCUCGCUCGGCAUGGCGCUCUUCAUGUUCGGCAGCCACGACGACUACGCAGUGUCGGCGGCCACGACGGGCUCCGGCCUGGCGCUGCUGGCGCUCUACAUGGCCUGCGACAGCUUCACCUCCUCCUGGCAGGCGGCGCUGUUCGCGCGCCACUCCCCGCGCCCGCUGCAGAUGUUGGCCGCCGUCAACCUCUGCUCGCUGGCGCUCACCGCCGCCGCGCUGCCUCGCCCCACCGCGCCCCGCCACCCUGUGUUCGUGACGGACUGCCUGCUGCUGUCGCUGAGCUCCGCCGUGGGGCAGAUGUUGAUCUACCGCACCAUCGCGCGCUUCGGCGCCGUCGUGUUCACCAUCAUCAUGACGCUGAGACAGGCGGUGUCGAUCCUGGUGUCGUGUGCGGUGUACGGGCACGCGGUGUCUGCGGGCGGCGCGUGCGGCGUGCUGCUGGUCUUCGCCGCGGUGCUGCUGCGUCUGUACUGCCGCGGCCGGCGCACGCGCAGCGCCCCCCAGCGCGCCCCCCACCACGCCCCCCAGCGCGCCCCCCACCACGCCCCCCAGCGCGCCCCCCACCACGCCCCCCACCACGCCCCCGCGCAGCCAGUGUAG